UCCCCACCGCCCAGCCAGCCACGUGGCGCGAUCCUACCCGCGCCGCAGCGUGGCGAGCACGAGUACGAACUCUCCCUCUCUCUCUCUCGCCGGGCCACACUCGUGCUGCAGUUCCCACUCCAGAAGCUGCCGAGAGGAGAGCCUGCGGAUUACACGCAUCUCGCUGCCGCCGCCCCCAUGGCCGAUCUCCGCCCGCCGGAGCCGGGCACGAACGGCGCCGGAGCCGGCGUUGUCGCCGCGCUUCCGGCCGUGGAUGCCGUCGCGGCCGCCGCCGCCGCCGCCGCCGCUGCCGCAGGGGGCGGGGGAGCGCAGCCGCCCUACUCCAAGCGCCGCCGCCGCCCCAGCGUCCGCCUCGGCGACAUCGACGCCCCGCCCCCGCGACGCAACCACAAGCCGUCCUCGUCGUCGCACCCGCGCCCGCCGCGCCGCGCGCACCCGGACGACCUCGACCCGCACUCGCACGGCCGCCGGGGGCCCAAGCCGCCGGCGCAGCGACGCCCGCGGACCGCGUGGAUUCCCGCCGCGCCCGCCUCGGCGGGGGCCGCCGAGGGCUACGACGACGACGAGGAGCGCUACUACGACGACGAGGACCAGUCCGACUCCGCGGCGGCCGCCACCGCCGCCGCCGCCGCCGCCGCCGCGAGAGCUAGGGUUUCGGGCAGCCGCGACGCCAGCGGAGACGAGUCGGACGGGGUGGCGGACUGGGGCCUCCCCAACGGCCGCCUCCCCUCAGCCAUGGGGUAUGGCGGCGUCAAGGCCUGGCUCGAUGGCUUGGGGCUUUCUCGGUACGCGCCGGUGUUUGAGAUCCAUGAGGUGGACGACGAGGUGCUGCCGCUGCUCACGCUGGACGACCUCAAGGACAUGGGCAUUGGGGCUGUUGGCUCCAGGAGGAAGAUGUAUGCCGCCAUCCUCAAGCUCCGGAGCGACAAUGCGUCCUGAGUUGCUACUGGUUAAGGCGUGGUGGGCAGCUGCAAGAAAGGUGCAAGGAAAUGAUAUGCUGAGGCAUUGAUACAUUGUAAGUUCAAAGAGUAGCAGAUGGAUCCUGAAAUCAUAGUUUUUUGGUCUUUUUGAAAUGUCAUCUCCAAAAUGUGAUGGUUAUCAAAUAUGAUAGUCUGGUACAUUUUGCCGUAAGUAUAAGUAUGUUAGGAUUAUUGAUUAGGAGUGGUUCUUGGCUUGUCACUUGUGUGGAUGAAAGAGGCUCUGGUAGAAGGGACUUAAGCCCAAGGUACCUUUAUGCCAUCUACCAAAACAACAUUUCCCAGAAAAAAACUCGAGAAAUAGAGAGUAUCCCAACAAACUGUAGUUAUUUUUUGGCCGGGGUGGAACUUUUUGCGGCACGUUGGGAGAUGAUGUGCCACACCCACGUCACUGGGCCGAUAACACUGCAAUGGAAAAUGAAGUGAAGAAUUUUGCCAUAAGCUCAAGCUGUAGACAAUUGCGUCUCCUUCAACACAAGUGCUCCUUGUCAAGGUAACUAGUGAUGUGUUUUGUAGUACUGCACCUGUGUUUUGCCUAA
Molecule: messenger RNA, 1516 nt
Organism: Sorghum bicolor (sorghum)
Lineage: Eukaryota; Viridiplantae; Streptophyta; Magnoliopsida; Poales; Poaceae
Product: transcription factor Sox-1
Exons: 2
Coding region: 178-939 (253 amino acids)
Molecular function (GO): protein binding
Source: RefSeq, a predicted model, not a curated record